CAGCCUUGAAUGGGGAGGGCAGUACAGUCGCCUGGUCGUUCUGCCUCCAAAUCUGCUGACCCAGCUUAGGGCCACCGGCCCUCUUCACGAGUAUGAUGUGAUUCCAACAUCAAUGGCCGUUUGGAUGAUCACGGAAGCUCUGGUGGUACAAAUUGCGAGUCGCAACAGAUCUCUCUAGUUGCAAAUUGCUGUGGGAAUCGCCGCCCUAGAGGCAAGAUCAUCAGGCCCGCCUCAGUAGCACACAUUAAUACUGUAUAUCUAAUCUAGUGUCUGUUCCAUCGCUCCGACCAGUGAAAAAUCAAUGAAACACACAGUAUUAUCAGUCGAGUACUGGGUACUCCUCCUCGUCCUUAACUCCUCACACCCCCCAACUUCCCGCCAAGAAUCAUCAGAGUGAGGUUUGCCGCAGCCGGUCUUGGUCGCCGGCCGCCCGCCUUUUCCAUUCAUAGUACAAACGGCCGUGAUCUUGUGCAGUUCCGGGAAUCCCCUAGUCCUCUGAUCCUCUUUUCUCUUGCGCCUUUUGAUGUCAUCUUCCCACCCGGUUUGUUUUGUUCUCUCCUUCUUUUGCCAUCCCCAGCUCUCCUCCAUUCUUUCACAGUACAAAGCGCCACCGGCUUCCAAAGUUCACUCCCUUGAAGUGAGGGUUUUUGUUCGAAAGGUACUUGUGAGAGCUGAGACAAGAUCAUAGGAAGGGUACCAUCCUACGGUUUGAAUAUCUAAAGUUGACCAUUUUUUAAGUCCUAGAAGCUUUUCCUGUCGGCUUGGGUGGGUGUUCUUGAAGCUUGGGCAGGUCGGCCGCCACACUGAUGAUGAUGGAUUUGUUGGAUCCGUGAAGGCUUAUUGCUGGAAGGGAGGACCGAAUUCCUAGGAAGUUCUUGCCACUGAGAUUUUCUGACUUGCUAACCAUGGAAGGAGGAGAGCAAAAAGUUCAGUUAUUUCUUGAUGCGGCGCCCAAAGACGACAUCCCCAUCGCCGCCAAGUCCCUCACCAUCAAGACGACCAAUGCUACCGGAAGCCGCGGCGGCUCCGACUGGUCGAUCCCCUCCUCGCCGUCGCCGCCGUCCUCCGCGUUCGUCUCCGCGCUGCAGUCCCCCUACAUCUCCCCUCGCGUCGCUGAGCCGCCGCCCCCGCGACAUCAAGAAUCCCCCCAGGUCUCCAGUGCCGCCCAGGCCGCCGCGCCUUCGCCGGCGUCCCGGACGGACGGGUUCCGCUCGGACGACACCGACGCGCCGACGAGCGCCUCCCGCACACCGCCGUCGGGGCGCUACGACUCUCGAGCCAUCGACCUGCUCCGCUCUUCCGAUGGCGGCGGCGGGCCGGCGCCGCGCGUGUCCUUCUCCUUCCCCGUGCCGCGCGUCUCGCUCACGCGGGGCGCUGUCGCGUCGCCGAUGUCCAACGGCAAGCUCCGGAGCUGCGACGUCUACAUCGGGUUCCACGGCCAGGGGGCUCCCCUCACCAGGUUCUGCAGGUGGCUCAAGGCAGAGCUGGAGCUGCAGGGGAUCGCUUCCUUCAUGACCGACCGGGCUAGGUACUCCGGCGCGCACAGCCAUGAGGUUGCAGACCGUAUCAUCUGCUCGGCGGCUUUCGGCAUUGUGGUUGUCACCGUUUCCAGCUUCCUCAACCCGUUCGUCCUCGAGGAGAUCCGGUUCUUUGCUCAGAAGAGGAACCUGGUGCCUAUCUUGUUCGACACCCGGGUGCCGGACAUUGCAGGGCUGUUUGAUGGCAAGCCGGAAGAUAAGGAGGGGAUGGAGGCGUUCGAGGGGCUAAUGCGGUGCCAUGAGCUGAAGCUCGAGACAGAUGAGAGCAGCUGGAGGAGGUGUGUGUCAAGGGUGGUCACCGUGCUGCAGUCGAAGCUUGGCCGAGGGGCAAUUGGCGAGAAGGAGAGUGAUGAUGGGUUGCCAUUUCCGCGGAACAAACAUUUUAUUGGAAGAGAGAAGGAGCUUGCUGAGAUUGAGAGAAUGUUUUUCGGGUGCACCGGGGAUGUUGAAGAUCUUGAGUGCCCAAGGAGCACCAUGCCUAAUUGUGAAACCAGUGGUGUGUCAGAUGGAUUCGCUGAUAAGGAUAGUGACGCGGUGAUGACAUCUAAUGGCGAGUUCAGCAGCUUUGAGUUGCCCAAGUGCAAGCAGCCUAUGUUGGAGACAUUGGUUGAUCUGGCGAUCGAGCCGCCAUCGGUAAAAGGGAGAAGCCUUCAGAAGGAGAGAUCAAAGCACAGGAAGUCAAGAUUCAGGUGUGACAGCAAGGAUCAUGCCAAUGGCAAUGUGAUCUGCAUCAGUGGGAUUUCAGGCAUUGGCAAGACAGAGCUGGCAUUGGAGUUUGCAUACCGGUACUCACAGCGGUACAAGAUGGUGUUAUGGAUUGGAGGCGAGGCCAGGUACUUGAGGCAGAAUAUACUGAAUCUGUCGAGGUAUUUGGGGUUGGAUAUCAGUGCUGAGGCUGAGAAGGAGCAUGGCAGGAUUAGGAGCUUUGAGGAGCAAGAGUUGGAUGCUUUUCAAAGGGUGAAGAGAGAGCUUUUCAGGGAUGUGCCCUACUUGCUUAUCAUUGAUAACCUCGAGAGUGAGAGGGAUUGGUGGGAAGGGAAGGACCUGCAAGAUUUCAUACCAAGGAGCACAGGAGCAAGCCACGUCAUGGUGACGACACGGCUACAACGUGUGAUGAACCUUGAACCAAUGCAUCUUCCGCAGCUCUUAUUUCAUGAUGCUAUGGUCCUGAUAAAAGGAAAAAAGAAGAAGGAUUACCCUCCUGAGGAACUAGAAGUUCUGAAGAAAUUUGAUGAGCAGCUGGGACGACUAAGCUUUGGGCUGUGGCUUGUUGGUUCACUGUUGUCUGAGUUGAUGGUUGAUCCUUGUAUUCUGUUUGAUGCUGUUGAGCGGGUAUCGUUAAAUGAUAACAUGAUUGUGCUCAGUUCCAGCGAGGAAAACUUAUGGCAGAACAAUCUAUUUCUGAUUAAGGUGUUAGUCUUCUGCUUCGCAUUGAUGGACCAGGUGAAAGGAGGUAGCCUUGCCUUGAGGAUGAUCACAGUAGGUUCUUGGUUAGCUCCAUCUCCCAUAUCGUCAACCCUACUAGCUGCCAUGGCCAGCAAGCUACCAACAAAAGCCAAUAGCCUUCAGUUGUGGAGUGCAUCACUUAAGACCGUGCUUUUGUGCGGCACACACUGCUUCCUACCACCGCAAGCAAGGAAAGCUGAGGUGGAGUCAGCACACUUACUAGUUAAACUUGGCUUGGCGCGAAAAACAACUCAACGUGCAGGUUGCUGGAUUCAACUUCACCCAAUUGUGCAGCUGUUCGGCAAGAUCAAUGGUAGUUUGACACAGGCAUCUGCAGCAGUAUCUGGUGUCAUAAGGACUGGCAAUAUGUCUAUGUACUCAGACCACAUGUGGGCUAGUGCAUUCCUUUUGUUUGGCUUCAAAUCAGAGCCACCUGUGGUUCAACUUAAGGCAGUCGACCUGGUGCUCUUCAUCAAGAAGAUAGCACUACCCUUGGCAAUACAGGCAUUCAUGACAUUCUCGCGCUGCAGUUCGGCAUUGGAGUUACUCAAGGUGUGCACCAACAUCCUUGAGGAUGCGGAGAAGUCAAUUGCAUCACGAUUACAGGACUUGCAGCAGGGAUCACUGUGCUGGAAGAAGAAACUGCGAGCAGACAACCAUGUGGAUGAGUUCAUUUGGCAUGAGAUGACACUGCUGAAAGCAAUGCUGCUUGAGACAAGGGCGAAGCUACUGAUGCGAGGAGGAUUAUUUGACAGCGCCGAGGAGCUGUGCAGAACUUGCAUCAGCAUCAGGACGGUCAUGCUUGGCCACGACCAUGCCCAGACAUUGGCAGUUCAGGAGACACUUGCAAAGGUGGUUAGAUACAGGAGUAAAAUCUGAGACGACGCAGAACCAUGUGAGCUGUUUGACAAGCAUCCAGAUUUUCACAUUUGUUCUUGGCUCUCAGAAAUUAGCUAUAUUUAGCAUUCCUGGUCACGGCACGCUUUUGUCUGGUCGCAAAAAUAGCUAGUCUGAUGAGAUAAUGUGUAACUUGACAGCUUAUUUAACCAACUUGCUAUGUACAGUUUGGCCUCCUAAUUCCUACCACUGAAUUUUGCAGAUUUUAAUUUGAGUAAUAUGGAUGAGUUCUCUGA
Molecule: messenger RNA, 4117 nt
Organism: Lolium perenne
Lineage: Eukaryota; Viridiplantae; Streptophyta; Magnoliopsida; Poales; Poaceae
Biological process (GO): recombinational repair
Molecular function (GO): ADP binding; ATP hydrolysis activity
Source: RefSeq, a predicted model, not a curated record